Molecule: messenger RNA, 729 nt
Organism: Gloeophyllum trabeum ATCC 11539
Lineage: Eukaryota; Fungi; Basidiomycota; Agaricomycetes; Gloeophyllales; Gloeophyllaceae
Exons: 14
Coding region: 1-729 (242 amino acids)
Source: RefSeq, a predicted model, not a curated record
AUGGAUACGCUGCAGCAGUGCCUGAUUACGCAGGCCCUGUGGUAUUACCUCGUUUACAAGGGCGGAGGCAACGCGCCGGAUCAAUACAUUGAGAACUGGAGCAUCCAAGCGCAGGGUGUACCAUCGGCGAUCCUGACCUUUACCGUUCUUCGUUAUACGACUACUGAAGUCAAGAAGUACUGGACGUACAUCGCGCUCGUGCCGGUAUUGCUAGCCUUCGUGCUCUCGUUAUACACUGCCGUCAAGAGUUUCUCCGCGCCCACGCCACUUGUGUACGUCUUCGACAGGAACAGCGGUUCGAUCGAUGAGGGGACCACUGCCUUGCUUGGGACGGCUAACGUAUCCUGCCUUAUCGCGGAUAUAGCGAUAGCCAUUAUAGGCUUCUACCAGCUGUUCAGUCGUCGUUCGAGGACGAUGGGCAAUACCAAGGGUGUCGUGAAUACCCUCAUAAGGUACACGUUGACGACAGGGCUGCUAUCGAGGUCAGGGAUUUCCCAGGUCCGUCCGCUCCGUUUAUAUGACGAGCGGUCUCCUAGCAUCAUCACCCUGUUAUGUCUUAUCCUUUAUGUCGCCAAUUCAGGAGUCACCUACGGCUCCCUGCUCGCAGCCUUCUUCGUCCAUGCGAAGAUCUAUGUGAACUGCAUGCUAGCGGCGCUGAAUAACCGCGGACAGCUGCGCGCGCGCAUCGGCGGCACCGUGAAUAUCGUCUCUCCAUCCGACUUUGAAUAG